UCUUGCUUCUUUGGCUCCCUCUUCUAGAAACCAGCCAUGCCUGGGGGAAGGAGCUCCCCUCCCCAUACAAGACACCACCUGGGGUGCCUCCCCUCUGCCCCUACCUGCCAGAUCUGGAGCGUGCAAGCCUAUUCAUCCUGGAGGACCCCUAGGUCAUCACCACUGCUGUGCCGUGACAUGGCUCUGCAGAACGCACUGUACACUGGGGACCUGGUGAGGCUGCAGGAUCUGUUCCCCCCACACAGCACAGCUGACCUGCUGCUGGAGAGCCGGGCGGCUGAGCCUCGCUGGAGCAGCCACCAGAGGGGACUCUGGUCUCUGACGUAUGAAGAGGAACUGACCACUCCACUGCAUGUGGCAGCCAGUCGCGGUCACACUGAAGUUCUCCAGUUGCUGCUGAAGCGUCGAGCCAAGCCGGACAGUGCCCCUGGAGGUCGCACCGCUCUGCAUGAAGCCUGUACUGCAGGUCACACGGCCUGUGUCCGUGUGCUGUUGGUGGCUGGAGCAGACCCCAACAUCCCCGACCAGGAUGGGAAACGCCCUCUGCAUCUCUGCCGGGGCCCUGGUAUUCUUGAGUGUGUGGAGUUGCUCCUGAAGUUUGGGGCACACGUAGAUGGUCGGUCUGAGGAUGAAGAAGAGACUCCUUUGCAUAUAGCUGCCCGGCUUGGCCAUGUGGAACUAGCAGACUUGCUUCUGAGAUGGGGUGCUUGCCCUGAUGCCCGCAAUGCUGAAGGUUGGACCCCACUGCUGGCUGCCUGUGAUGCCCGCUGUCAAUCCCCCUCGGAUGCUGAGGCCACCACCCACCGCUGUUUCCAACUGUGCAGCUUGCUGCUCUCAGUCGGGGCGGAUGCUGAUGCUGCGGACCAUGACAGGCAGCGGCCCCUGCACCUGGCUUGCCGCCGUGGCCACUCGGCCGUCGUGGAGCUGCUACUGUCCUGUGGCGUCAGCGCUAAUGCCAUGGACUAUGGGGGACAUACACCUUUGCACUGUGCUCUGCAAGGUCCAGAUACAGCCCUGGCCCACAGCCCUGAGUGCAUGGUGCGAGCUCUACUCAACCAUGGUGCUGUCCGAGUCUGGCCAGGGGCACUCCCCAAGGUGCUAGAGCGCUGGUGCACAUCUCCACGGACCAUCGAGGUCCUGAUGAACACCUACUGCGUGGUGAAGCUUCCUGAGGAGGCCAGGGGCUUGGUACCACCUGAAAUCGUGCAGAAGCACCAUCGAUUCUACUCUUCCCUCUUUGCCUUGGUGAGGCAGCCCAGGUCCCUGCAGCAUCUUAGCCGUUGUGCCCUCCGCUGUCACCUGAAGGGCAGUCUGCCCCGCGCGUUGCCACAGCUUCCCCUGCCAUCCAGCCUGCUCCGCUACCUGCAGCUGGAGUUUGAAGAUGUGCUUUACUAGGUGUGUGCUGCCCCGAGAACAAAUCAGCUCCCCAAAGGGCACCUCUGCAAGGACACAAGCCAGGUCAUCUUGCCCACACAAGGUCUAUCUUCAAAUCGGGGACGGGUGCUUUGAUCCACACUUGAGAGAAGCAAACAGAUGAGCAUCCGCUGACACUGAUGCAGAGAGCACCUGUGCAAACCUGCACGUGCAUAGAAAAUCUCCAGGCUGAAGCCGUAAUAAUGGUGUGGAUGUUGUCUUAGCACUUGGAAAGUAGGGCAGGAGGGUGGAGAGUGACCAGAUUGUGCUACUUAGUUGACCAGAUUGUGCUACUUAGUGAGACUUUGUCUUUAAAAGAAAAUCUACAAGUUGUAUGAUUUGGUAUUGUCUCUAACAAGUCCCCACCUACCUUGAGGUGACUCCGGCACAUAGAAUC
Alexandromys fortis (reed vole) is the source of this 1810-nucleotide messenger RNA. RefSeq names its product ankyrin repeat and SOCS box containing 10 (gene Asb10). The coding region runs from base 37 to 1395 and encodes 452 amino acids. Lineage: Eukaryota; Metazoa; Chordata; Mammalia; Rodentia; Cricetidae. Gene Ontology annotation, molecular function: protein binding. The record is from RefSeq and is a predicted model, not a curated record. The transcript is spliced from 6 exons. Gene Ontology annotation, biological process: intracellular signal transduction.